Bicyclus anynana (squinting bush brown) is the source of this 1484-nucleotide messenger RNA. RefSeq lists its product as uncharacterized. Bases 349 to 1374 code for a protein of 341 amino acids. The transcript is spliced from 10 exons. Lineage: Eukaryota; Metazoa; Arthropoda; Insecta; Lepidoptera; Nymphalidae. The record is from RefSeq and is a predicted model, not a curated record.
ACUGGGAAAAUGACUGGCGGGCUGCGCGCAGUCUAAGAUUUCGUAGAUUAAAUUAGUAUUUUAAACCCUUAGGUAACGCACAAAAAUACCGAUUACCGAUACCUUACCAGAAUUAUAUGUAUAAAGUUAUGAAAAAAAUAUCUUCGUUUUUCUUAUCUUUGUUAAGGGUUAAGUUUGCAUAUUUACGGUUGUUUAUUUUUAUGUGUUUUUUUAUUUAUUUGAUAAUUGUUAACAACAAUCCAAUUAAAAAUAGGUUAACUCGGUUCGAUAAGAAACACCAAAUUGAGUCAUAAAACUGUUCGUUAUAAUAAUAUUUUCAGUAUUAGUAAGUAAGAAGCUUUCGUAGACAUGCACAUGUGUAUCAAAAUAAUACUUAGUAUAUUUUUGAUCUUAUUAACUAUACAGGUACGGAUAGUGAAGGGCGCUGAAGAAAAACUUGAUGAGUCGGAUACUAUGGACCAGCCUGAAGAAGAGUGGCAUAUGGAUUUUAUGCCGACUGGAUAUCUCCCUGAUAGUGUAUACAGGGAACUCGCCUGGUAUGGAAUCCUUCAAAUUCAACCAUUACAUCACAGCACCAAGCAUAAAGUAGCCGCUCAGCUUAUUUGGCAGCAUACACUUGGCAGACCUCACGUAAUCAUGGAAAGUCCUCCACAGUCAACGCAAUCAGAAGGUAAAAUAAGUAGGCAGAUAUUAGCUGAAGAAGCAGCAAAAUGGUCGAGAGAACAACGCGCGGCGCAAGAAGUUUUAAUGGAAAAUAUCAAGAGUGGUGGAAAUGGACUCACCGUAAGGACUGUUAUAACCACUCAUCAUAAAACGACUUACAUUAUACAGAACGGAAAUUAUUUCGAAUGCCCAGAAGGUUCAGAACCAGAUCUUGAUGCUUAUCGUGUGCAAGCAAAUAUGCACGAACGAAAAUGUACGUUCGGUCACAAUUCAAGGCCAGUACCAGUGGAUCCUUGCAUUGAAGCAGAAGUUGCACCUAUAGAGUAUUCGUUCCAUGAAGGUUGGAUGUUCUGUCUUGGGAAUGGGGAGCGUGAGAAUAAUUAUUUUCAAAAUGGUACAUUGGAUUGCGGUAAUAAAACAAAGUUAUCAGUUAGCGACUUCUUGGAGCAAUGUGCAAUAGACAACAAUAUCGUUAUUAGUUUUGAUUAUUUUGGUGACGAACCUAGAAAGGACAUAAUGCACAAUGCAACUCUUUGCACCACUUGGGAUCCGUGUAAAUUGUCAUACUUGUACCGGCUUGAGCCACCGCCAGCUGAAUUAAGUCCAGCUUUCCCGACUGAAACCGAAAACCCUUGCGAUACUACUGUGUGCCCCGAGUGUGUUGUCGGGUAUACUGGCGAUGGGGGAGUGCCGAUGGAAUUGGGUGAUUAAAUGCUCAGUACUACUUGUUAGUAGGUAUAUUUAAAAAAAAAUUAAACUAGUAAAAUAUUAAUGUACAUAUAAAAUAAUUGAAAUUAAACUAAUAAAAUUUCAAAUUAAAA